Prosopis cineraria is the source of this 1825-nucleotide messenger RNA. Its product is annotated as UPF0481 protein At3g47200-like. Bases 155 to 1645 code for a protein of 496 amino acids. Lineage: Eukaryota; Viridiplantae; Streptophyta; Magnoliopsida; Fabales; Fabaceae. The record is from RefSeq and is a predicted model, not a curated record. The transcript is spliced from 3 exons.
CACCAAAAACACUAAAGAAACAGAUCAUACGGUCGGUGUCUUCUUCAGUUUAAAACAGCAAAGAGUUUUGUGCUUGGAACUCAGAUUAGAUUACUCUCAACACAAAGGAUAUUUUCUGAGUAGAAACCAGAAGCAAUUCUAGGUGGGGAUAUCAAUGGCGUCUUGUGAAUCAUCAAGCCCCAAUAUUUAUCAGAUGUUGAGUCACAUUAUCGACAUCAAUAAGGAACCAGAAGUUCUGAACACAUCCAAGUGUAACAUCUACAGAGUCCCAUGUAGUCUUCGGAACGUGAACGUGGAAGCCUACACUCCUCAGUUGAUUUCCAUAGGACCUCUUCACUAUGGCCAUGAAAAUCUGAAUCCAAUGCAACACCAGAAACUACGAUACUUUGGUUACUUCUGGGAUCGCUUCAAAAAUGAGGAAGCCAUGAAAGUCUACAAAGAGUACCUUGAAGCUGAAGAACAAGCUAUACGCCAUUGUUAUGCAGACAGGUUUCAGUUAAUCAGUAAGGAUGAGUUCGUGGAAAUCAUUCUUUUGGAUUCUGUUUUCAUCAUGGAGCUUUUUCUGAUAAUGAACAAUCCAGAACUACGACGACAUCACAAAGAUGAUAUUCUAUUGAAACAAACAUGGCUGAACAAGAGUGUUCAGAGGGACUUGUUGCUGCUUGAAAAUCAGAUUCCAUUGUUCAUCUUGGAUAAGCUGUAUACAACUGUGGUUCCAGACUCUGAAAGGCGUGGCAAGUUUAUUGAACUUGCCUAUGAUUACUUCAGGUGUUUUCAUCCUUAUCAAAAAAGCAAAUCGUAUCACGAUGAAGCUGAGAAAUCAAGUGGGGAUUACAAACUUCCAAAGCCAAAACGGGGCAAAGAUUCUUCAGUUCCGUCGUCUCAGAAGGAGUCUUCGUACAGGUUUGCCUUAGAAGAGAAAAAGUGGAAAAUUACUGAACCAAUGCACUUUACUGAUAUGAUUAGGUACUUCUACCUCUAUGAGAAUCUGACUCUCCGCCAAAAAGGAUCAUCUUGUUGUGUUCUUAGGACUGCAACAAAGUUGCGGGAAGCAGGAGUGAGCUUCGAGAAAACGUUUGACAAAAACUUGCUUGACAUAAAGUUCAAGAAAAAUCCAAUCUUGAGCAAGUUUCUGUGCUUGGGUUGUAUAUCAAAAUUCAUAUGCUUCAAAGCCCGUUUACAAAUCCCACAGUUAAAAAUAGACAACACAACAGAAUGUGUUAUCAGAAACCUCAUAGCCCUUGAGCAAUGUCACUAUGCAGAUCAUCCUUACAUCUGCAACUAUGUCUCUUUCAUUGACUCUCUCAUUCACACCAAAGAAGAUGUUGAAUUGCUGGUUGAGAAGGAAGUUAUUGUCCAUGACCUUGGGAGCGACAAGGAAGUAGCAACUUUGGUGAAUAGUCUCUGCAAACAUGUUGUGACAGAUAAGACAUGUUAUAAAGACCUUAUAAAUGAUCUGGAUAGACAUUACCAGAAGGUUUGGAAUCAUACAAUGGCUUCACUGAGGUUGGUGUACUUUCGAGAUCCUUGGAGAGCAAGUUCAACUGUGGUUGGAAUUGUUGUCCUCGUAUUCGCAAUUUUCAACUUUUGUCGAGUUUAUAAUUCUGUAAUUUUACAUCACGGGUCUCCGCCAUUUUGGUUUUGAAUUGGAUUUUUUUUUUUUUGUAAUGGUUGUCCUAUGAUAUAGCAUUGUUAAUUCAUUAGUUGGUUAUUUACUCGUUAAAAUUGAACGGUGAAAUGUAUCGAAGACGUGAUGUAGAUUCAUAAUUACUAAAGUUAUUUAUCAAUAUAUAUGCGCGCUUUUGUGUGCGUAUAAACAAAGCAU